Molecule: messenger RNA, 2109 nt
Organism: Zerene cesonia (dogface butterfly)
Lineage: Eukaryota; Metazoa; Arthropoda; Insecta; Lepidoptera; Pieridae
Product: zinc finger protein 676-like
Exons: 14
Coding region: 92-2047 (651 amino acids)
Biological process (GO): regulation of transcription by RNA polymerase II
Molecular function (GO): DNA-binding transcription factor activity; RNA polymerase II cis-regulatory region sequence-specific DNA binding
Source: RefSeq, a predicted model, not a curated record
UGUCAAAUUAUCAAAAUGGCCGAAAGAAAGGAAUGAAGCUUCCUUUGUUCGUAAUUAUAUUAUUUAAUUAGCCAAAAUAAAAACAUCAAAAAUGAAGGAAAUAGACAUUAAUAUAGAGGGAUAUAAUGUAAACGGUAUAUGUGUUGGUUGUUUGAACUACAAUCGCAAUAUGUAUUAUAGAAACGAAAUAAAAGAAUGUUUUAAAUUGUUAGCAGAUAUAGAUGUGCCAGACGGUCUGUCUAUACAAGUAUGUUGGGAGUGCUUAGCAGCUGUAAAAAACGUCCAAAAGUUCAAAAAACAAAUAUUGAAGUCAUAUGACAUACUAAUUAAUUAUUCCAGAAAACAUCCAUUCCUGAAUUCACCGCACGAUCUUUCGCAACACGCUGUAACGAACCUCUCGCAGUCCACCCUCGUCGGGCACACGAACAGACACGGAUCCAGUCCCCUGGAGGAUGUCAAGCAGGAGCUGACCUUCAAGGUGGAGGGCGUGGAGCAGGUGAAGGAGGAGCUGUAUGAUAUUGAUGUGUUUCGUGACACUUUCGUGAAAGACGAGGAUACCUUUGAUUUGGGCGUGCUAGACACGCAGUCGUCUGACGACAAUACACUCCUCUCGGAGUUGGUGAGAGAAGAUGGAGAUGGUAAGAGUAAGAAGGAGAGGAAGGAGAAACGGGAGAAGAGGAAAAAGGAUAAGAUAAAAACUAAAUCGCGCCGCCUCAAAAACCUGCCGGAGGAUCUGGUAGAACUCUACUCCAUGACGGAGGAAGAAAUGCACUCGGUAAGAGAAAGAGACGUCGCCAGCGCUGAGUUCGCGAGCCUCAAGCACAAGUGCAGCGAUUGCGUACGCGGGUUCAAUACCCGGAAGUUGCUGGAGGGCCAUUUGACAGGGAAACACAGUCCGAAAGAAGCAAAAUCCUUCCAGUGCGAGGUGUGCAAAGGUUUUUUCAUAAACAAAGAGAACCUAUCGGUUCAUAAGAAUCAGCAUUUGAAAGCGUUCAGAUGCAGAGAGUGUGGUUUGAUAACGACAUUGAAAAGGAUUAUGGUCAGGCACGAGUGCGCUAAGCGCAAAGAGGACUAUUCCUGCACCGAAUGCGAUAAGACUUUUAAUUCAAAGUCGAAGCUGACAUAUCACAAGAAUGUAAGUCACGAAGAGAAGCCGCAGUGCGAUUGUUGUGGCAAAGUAUUCGCGAAUAAGAUGACAUUGAAGUACCAUUUGAAAAUUUUACCCGCAAAGAAGGAAGAUAAACCAAAAGAAAUGUUAUAUAUACCGUGCAAGGGCUGUGAUAAAGUGUUCCACUCGCAGAAGAGUUACAGAGCGCAUGUCGUGAUCCAUGACGGGCUCACGUACCCGUGCCCGAUAUGCGGCAAGCUGUUCCAGUGGAAGCGGAACCUCGCGCGGCACGCGCGCAACCACCGCGAGCGCGAGACCGGCACCACGCACCAGUGCCGCGAGUGCGGCAAGACCUUCUCCAGCCGCGACUGCUACAACAACCACAUGAAGCUCAGCAAGCGGCACGUGCCCGAGAGCGCGCUCCUGCACGCGUGCCACUAUUGCGACAAGCGCUUCGCAACAAAAUGGUGUAUGGUGGACCAUAUAGACUGGGAUCAUUUGAAACAGAUCAAAUACCGGUGCAGCGUGUGUUUCAAGCCGUUCAAAACAGCGAAGAUAAUGGUCGCCCAUAUGAACAACAUACACGAGGGGAAAAAUAAGAAAGAGCUAGAGGAAGAGCACCUGUGCGAGAUCUGUGGUAAAUCUUAUAAAACUGAGAAACGUCUCAAGGGCCACGUGUGGGCGAUGCACACGAAACGAUCCAACACGAAGAGCUUCAAAUGCAGCCUGUGCCCCGCCACGUUCACCUGGCAGACGUCGAUAUACAAACACAUGCGUAUGAUGCACGAUAAUAAGCGGAAGCAGCCACGGGCCAUACCAACUAAGAAAGAAGAGCCAUACGUCGAAAUAGAACUGACAAACCCUAUGCCAUAUUUUCAACAGAAUAUAAAUCUUAACCCCAGCCUACAGCCAAUAAAUAUAGUGCAAAAUAUCGGUUAAUUAAAUGGUUUUAAAGCUGGUUAAUGACUGAUGCCAUAUUUUAAAUAAAUGAAUUUUACAUG